Aethina tumida (small hive beetle) is the source of this 2232-nucleotide messenger RNA. RefSeq lists its product as uncharacterized. NCBI's taxonomy places the organism in Eukaryota, Metazoa, Arthropoda, Insecta, Coleoptera, Nitidulidae. The record is from RefSeq and is a predicted model, not a curated record. Bases 105 to 2090 code for a protein of 661 amino acids. The transcript has 15 exons. Gene Ontology annotation, biological process: intracellular signal transduction; receptor guanylyl cyclase signaling pathway; cGMP biosynthetic process. Gene Ontology annotation, molecular function: guanylate cyclase activity; peptide receptor activity.
UCUCCCGAUGUUCGCACCCUGAAACGCCACAGCACGCGUCCCGUUCUCCCGUUCCACGUACCGUCGCCCGAUCGUCAACCGGGGGAUGUUUUAGGCGCUCUUUCAUGGUUUCCAUAUUCAAAAAUUCUAUUGAAAUGCAUAACUCAAAAUCAACUGCGAACAACGUGCCAGAAGGGGAUGAUUCCUCACUAAGGUCCCUCAGUUCUGAGGACGUGUCGCAGGCGCCUCGCGGCUACUGCUGUGCCAAAUCCAUCAACCCCGCAGACGGCAGAGGAAGGAAGCUUCAUCUGCUUCAGAUGUUGGUGCUGCCCUUUAUACCGAUUAUGGCCCUAAUCGUGCAGACGUCGGUCAUACUUAAUAAUAUCAUGGUGUCCAGACACGAAGUCAUGGACAUAGAGAGUCAAGUGACGAAAGCGGAGGAGCUGGGAAAAGUGGUGACUAGAAUGCAAAUGGAGCGAUCGGAAGUGGCAUUUUACGUAUACACAUCGGGUGGUCAUCACGAAAGUCAACGUGUUCUCAGAACAAAUUUGACCAAGAGGUACGAACUGACUGACGAGGCGAUUGAGAACAUGGCCACGUGGCCUCCUGUUUCUUUGCCACAGGAUGGGAAAAAAGUGCACCUCAACAAAACCACUUUUCAGGAAAACUUGGGUUAUUUCAGACAAAAUCUUACAACAACCAACGAAAGUAAAAUGGCCGACGUUUUGAACUGGUACACAGCAGUCAACGCUGCCAUGUUGGAACAUUUAACUAAUGAGAUCAAAGAAACUGACAGUAGCGGUGUGUGGAGAUACUUGUUGUCGUUUAAAAAUUUACUCAAAAGUAUUGAGAACAUAGGGAUAUCCAGUGUUUAUGGCGUCAACUACUUUGGAAAAGGGUUUUUAUGGUCCGAAAGUUAUGAAAAUUAUAUAAGACAUGAUGCAAUAGCGAAGGACCUGUUAAACACUUCGCUAAAUUAUGUACCAAAGAUGAGAAAAGAAUAUACAUCCUUAGCGCUGACCAUGGUCAAUUAUGGUGAUAUAAAACACAAGAGUGACAUAAUAAUAAAAAACCAAAAAAGGGCUCCCAAUUAUAGCGAAGCACUGGACUAUUUCGAAGCGAUAGCAAUGUAUACGGAUGAACUAAGGAAAUUACAACGUUCUUUAAGAAUGACAAUUAGAGAUUAUGUGGAUGACAAUCUUCACGAUGCAGCCAACAGUGAAGCUGUAGGAAUAGCUAUUCUCGUAGUGGUCCUGGCUGUGUCUCCAGUAAUUAUUUGGCUUGUUAGAAAUGCCGUCGCAACCAUUCAGUUAUACGCUGCAAAUUUGGCAAAGAAAGCCAAGGAAUUAAAGAGGGAGAAAAAGAAGAGUGAUUUACUACUCUUCCAAAUGUUGCCACCAAGCGUGGCGACUCAAUUAAAACAAACUCGACAGGUUCCAGCCGAAUACUACGCUUCAGUCACCAUCUAUUUUAGCGACAUUGUAGGAUUUACUGAAAUAGCAGCUGUCAGCACACCACUGGAGGUUGUAACGUUUUUGAAUAAAAUCUAUAAACUAUUCGACGCAAGAAUAGAAUGUUAUGAUGUUUACAAAGUUGAAACAAUUGGAGACUCAUACAUGGUAGCUUCUGGAUUGCCAGUAAAGAACGGUAAUAAACAUGUAUCGGAAAUUGCAAGUAUGGCUUUGGAUUUGUUGGCUGGCUCGACGCAAUUUAAAAUCCCCCACAGGAAAUCUGAAAGGUUGCAAAUUAGAUCUGGAGCUCAUACUGGGCCAGUAGUUGCGGGAAUUGUCGGCUCAAAAAUGCCAAGGUAUUGUUUAUUUGGAGACACCGUCAACACCGCAUCCAGAAUGGAGUCUACCGGAGAAGCAUCCAAAAUUCACAUCAGUUUGGAAAUGAAAAAAGCUUUGGAUCACAUAGGGGGUUAUCGAAUAGAGCACAGGGGUUUGGUGGAUGUUAAGGGAAAAGGGCUAAUGGACACAUAUUGGUUAACAUGCAAAGAAGGUAGUGUUAAUCGAACUGUAGGCAUGGAAACACCCACAUAUUUCCAGGAGGAUGAAGAUAACGAGCCAAUGUUCAUAAAAAGACUCAGAAGUGAUACGUAUUAUUAUUAAAAUAUUGGUAUAAAAUUAAACUAAUGUAAGUGUUAGUUGUUGUUACAAACUGAUGGGGCACUCCUUUGACAAGUGUGCGUUUAGAUGCAUUAGAUUUUAUUAGUCAAAUAAGUUAUCCCUGAUCUCGAUGUAUUUAUUUUGU